AUUGUACACUGCAGGUGCGUCACCCGAAAAGAGAGGAGACUCUUCCACGGGAGUGACCAACCCGAAGCACGGAUGCGCAUCAUGUGACAGCCAGCGAAGCCGUAGCAGCCAUCUUGGAAACUGGAGAGGGACCUCUUCUGCGGAGAAUUAAUGAAUAAAUAGUAAUAAAAAAAAGGCAUUCGUAACAUUUGCAGUCGCACCUGCGCUGCGCUUUAUUUUCAAAGGCAGCGAUGGUUCAGUCGUGUUCGGCGUACGGAUGUAAAAACCGAUAUCACAAGGACAAGAACAUUUCUUUUCACAAGUUUCCUCUUGCGCGGCCUGAUGUGUGUGGAAAAUGGGUCGCCGCGAUGAGACGGAACAACUUCAAGCCCACUAAAUACAGCAAUAUCUGCUCACAGCAUUUCACCAAGGACUGCUUCAAACGCGAGUGCAACAACCGCGUGCUGAAGGAAAACGCGGUGCCCUCGCUCUUCUGUUUCAACAGGCUCGAUGAAAAGGAUGAGGCCUUGGAUGAGCAAACCCCACCAGAAAUGACUCUUCCCCCUGAGCUGCACCUCACUGACUCUGAACAGUCACCACCACCACCUUCGCCACUGCCGGCUCAGGAACCCGGGCUGCCCCAGCUGCAGAACGUGGUGCAGAUGGUUGUGCACCCAGCCCUGCUUCCCAGCAUGUCCAUAUCCUGCGACCACAACUACACAGUGGAGGACACCGUGCAGCAGAAGAAGAGGAUCCAGCAGCUGGAGGAGCAGGUGGACAAGCUGCGCAAGAAGCUCAAAACCGUGCAGCAGAAAUGCCGGCGCCAAGAACGACAGCUGGAGAAGAUGAAGGCCACGCGGGAGUUCCAGAAGGACAAGGACGCCGGGUCGGGAGAGAGUUACGUCAUCCUGCCCAAGGAGCUCUACGACGUCCUCAAAGGCAUCGAGUCCAUGGACAGCUUGUAGAAGCCCCCCCAGUCAGGAAACACUGAGUCUUGUGUUUCUUUUCCCCCUAUGUUUCCAGCGACACAGCCUGCAGUAAGUCGAGAAGUCCACAAGGGUGGUGUAUUGUGACGCAGUGUCGCAAGGCAUGAUCUCCCCUACAGUAAUGUACCUUGCGGCACAAGAGGACCACAGCAGAGUAGGGAGGUGAUGGCUCUCAAAGGUAUGCGUUGGCCUUCGCUGUGCUGCCAUUUUGUCCCUGACGCUAUAUCAUGUGCACAAAUCACAUCACCAUACAUGGAAAUCCCAUCUCACCCUGACUGGAAGCAUCAACAGUCCCGAGUCUUUCGUUUUCCAAACAACUUUUCGGCGUGCUGUUUGAAGCAGUGUUUUGUUUCGCUUCUAAUUUGUGUUGGGUUGCUUUUUAUAGGAUCUUAUUGAAAUUUGAAGGACUCGGAUUCCCAGAUCUUUUGUAUUUUGUUGCUUUUAUAACAGGGUUAAAUUCCAAUUUUCUUUAUACAGUCCAAAGGAAUAAAACGUCAUUUACUGUACUCGUGAGUUACUGUUGUGCAAAGCAGUGGAAAAUCUAUUAGAAACAGUUUUACUGUAGUAAACAGAUAUUGCAGUAACUUUCCACUUUUGACAGAAAUAUUUGGACGAAUCAGAGUGCAAAGCACUUAAGUGCUAUACUGGUGUGCUGUGGGUUUUUAUGAACUCGCUGUCUUGAUGCUACCUACCUGUGAAUGAGAUAUUACAUUGGACCUGCAAAUGCACGUUUAUUUGCAUACAGUGAAAGACUUUUUUCACAUUUUCAAAGAUUUUUACAUUUUCAACCCUGAUAGUAAAAUUAUACAGUGAUCAUGAUAUUCAUCAUCAUCAUCAUCUUAGGGCUUGGUCCUAAACAAGAUGCUGCACUACAAUUUUUUCGUUACAAUUCAAACGGUAGCCUUUAAACACUUAUUCUAUAUUCUACAUGAUCCCUUGGUGGCUGUAUUAUGUAUCUACCUUUAUUACAAUUUCCCAAAUACUUCGUGAGAAUCAAGUCCUCUGAUAACAUAGAGGUCCCCAGUUGUCUGAGCCAAUUAAACACAGUCAUACUUGAUACCCAGGACAAGCAGUUUUUGUACCUUAUUUCCCUUAUAAGGCAAAUAAUUAAUAUCUGUACAUGUAAAUUCUUUGUUAUCCACUGAAAGUAUAAAUAAAAAGAACCACCCUACCAUG
This is a messenger RNA of Lepisosteus oculatus (spotted gar), 2141 nucleotides long. It is a transcript of the gene thap1, whose product is annotated as THAP domain containing, apoptosis associated protein 1. The record is from RefSeq and is a predicted model, not a curated record. NCBI's taxonomy places the organism in Eukaryota, Metazoa, Chordata, Actinopteri, Semionotiformes, Lepisosteidae.